Messenger RNA from Linum trigynum, 3147 nucleotides. Lineage: Eukaryota; Viridiplantae; Streptophyta; Magnoliopsida; Malpighiales; Linaceae. The record is from the annotation of a GenBank genome assembly.
GUACAUAAAAGCACCAAUGCUUUAUAGCAUAGUAAAAGUGCUCAUUAGCUAUAGAAAGAUUAAAUCUCAAUUGUAUUAGAAGAAACGGUAAAUGUUAGAUGGGAACGGGGGACAGUGUGUGAUAGAUUCCAUGUUAUGGAAGCAUGCAAUAAAAACAAAGUGGAAUUAUUGAGGCAGGUGGUUGUUGCCGAGAUGGCUCUUGUAGUGGCAGAAGAGUAGUUUUGUGUGAAAACCAGUGCCUUUCUCAUCGGAAGAACCCCAUAAAUAAAAGCCCUUCCACACCAAAUCUCUUCACUGCCACUCAACCACGGAGCUCUUUCCCUCUCUCUCUCUCCCACAAUCUCCUCGUCAGCCAGUUAAUUUCCAGAUCGAUCGCCAGCCAGCUCCGAUGAGAUCAUCAGCCAGCUGCCGGCGGCGACUCCCCCUUCUUUUGGCGCUACUAAUCUGCACCGCCGCCUCCCACCACCUCGCGUCGUCCCAGAUCCUCGACGGUCUGCUUCCCAAUGGGGACUUCGAGCACGGCCCCAAGAGCUCACAAAUGAAAGGAACGGUGGUAAAAACCAAAAACGCCAUCCCAAACUGGGAAACCUCCGGGUUGGUGGAAUACAUCAAGUCCGGGCAGCGGCAAGGCGACAUGCUUCUCGUGGUCCCCAACGGCGCAUUCGCCGUCAGGCUGGGAACCGACGCCUCCAUCAAGACGGCGUCGUUGAAGGUGAGGAAGAACAAGUUCUACGCCCUCACCUUCAACGUCGCCCGCACCUGCGCUCAGGAGGAGAAGCUCAACGUCUCCGUCUCCCCCCACGGCGGCUCCGGUAUCCUCCCCAUGCAGACCAUGUACAGCAGCAACGGCUGGGACUCCUUCGCUUGGGGCUUCAAAGCUCAGGCCGACCAAGUCGUCGUCUCCUUCCACAACCCUGCCGUCGACAAGGAGGAUCCGGCCUGCGGUCCCCUCCUCGAUACCGUCGCCUUGAAGCUCCUCUCCCACGCCACACGCCCCAAAGGGAAUAUGUUGAAGAAUGGUGAUUUCGAGGAAGGACCAUACUUCAUCCCAAACAUAUCUACGGGCGUCCUGAUCCCAUCCCACAUGCAAGACGACCACUCCCCUUUGGUGGGCUGGAUCAUCGAGUCCUUGAAGGCCGUCAAGUACGUGGACUCGGCCCACUUCAAGGUCCCGAAGGGCAAGCGGGCCGUGGAGCUCGUGGCGGGCCGCGAGAGCGCCGUGUCCCAGGUGGUCCGUACCUCCCCGGGGAAGACGUACGUCCUGAGGUUCGCCGUCGGCGACGCAGGGGACCAGUGCGUCGGGUCUCUUGCGGUGGAGGCCUACGCCGGCAACAACAGGGUUCAGGUGACGUACCAGUCGCAGGGGAAAGGCGGGUUCAAGUCCGGCGUGCUUCAGUUCAAGGCGGUGAAAGAUCGGACGAGGAUUACUUUCAUGAGCUCGUAUUACACGAUGAAGAAUGAUCACACUGGGGCGCUCUGUGGGCCGUUGUUGGACGAUGUGAUGUUGGUCAGCGCUCGUUACCCGAGGAAGUUCAUGUGAUUGAGAGAGGUGUAAUUAAUUAAUUAAUGAUGAUGGUUUGGUUAAUUAUGUUGUUGUACACUUUUGUCUGGAGGGUGGUUUAUCUGUAUACCUCAGGUUAAUUAAUGGAUUGCUUCGUUUGGUUUUGCUCCGGUUUAGGUUGAUGAGUGCCUCUAGUAUGGGCGCUCAUCAUGAUGAUGAGGGCAUUUUGGUGUUUGUUCAAAGUAAAAAGCUCUCCUUUACAAAGUUACUUACAACCUCUAUUUUACUUAAGUCAAUAAUAUAUAAGCCCUUUUGAUCGUUUCACCUCGUCUCGAAGUGCUGGAACUCCAUCAAUUCUACCUCCUACACCACUUGGUCCUUCUCUCUCGCGUCCCUAGCUGUCCUCUUCCUAGAAUGCUCCCGCAAAUUAACUUGGUGAAACAAAGAUGUAAAGUUAGUAACUACUAAUGCAAUUAAAAUAAUUUACUGUCAAACGUGAAACAAAAUUGUGAACGCGGUGACAAACAUGCUAUUUAGUAUUUGAUCAUAACCAUAAUAAAGAGUUCUUUAAAGUCGUCAAAUGAAGAGGGGGAACAGGUGUAUAAUCUAUUUAAUCAUAACCAUAUAUAAUUUUGUUUAUCAAAGAUGAUAGAAUGUGUCCUUUUAUCAAAAUGAUAAGAAUUGUAUCACCAAAAAUUAUGCAUAUUAGGAUUAUGCACCUUAUCUUGUGUUUGGCAUGCAAUCCUUACGGCCCAUUAUCAUCUAUCUAAUCAAAGCAAGCAAACAAAACACAACUAUGAACCAAAACAUCCUUGCCUGAAACAACCUUGCUAUAACCGAGAGCGGAUCCCAUGACUAGGGGGUCCUUAGUCACUUGACUAAGCCCCUCCUAGCCAUUAGAUCUGGACACUUCAACCCAAUGGUUAAAAAGUGGGAAGGGCUAUUUAAUUAAUGACAGGGGUAGUUUGGGUAUUAUGGAAAAUUAUGAAGUAUACAAACCGUAUUUACAAUCAGUACAAACCAUACAAACAUACGAACAAUACAAACUAGAGCGACAAAACAUACAAACAGAUUUACAAACAUUACAAACGUAUGAACUGUACAAACAAUACAAACUAGACUGACAAACAAUACAAACCAUACAAAAAGAAAAAACAACCGAGUUGACUUUGGAGGCUCCAUCCUUAUAUAGAGGGGCUCCUUCCCAAAGUCAACCCGGGUGUUUUUUAGACAUACAAACAGUACGAACAUGGUGGACAAAAAUGACAAACUAGACCGACAAUCCAUACGAACGGGAAAAAACACCCAGGUUGACUUUGGAGGCUCCAUCCCUAUAUAGAGGGGCUCCUUCCCAAAGUCAACCCGGGUGUUUUUUAGACAUACAAACAGUACGAACAUGGUGGACAAUAAUGACAAACUAGACCGACAAUCCAUACGAACGGGAAAAAACACCCGGGUUGACUUUGGAGGCUCCAUCCCUAUAUAGAGGAGUUCUAUCCAAAAGUCAACAAGGUUGUUUUUAGACAUAAAAACCAUUACAAACAUGGUUGACAAAAAUGAUAAACAUGGUGCACAAAAAUAACAAAGUUUACGAACAUUACAAAAAAAGGACAAACAUUACAAAAUAACAAAGCGUAAAAACAUUA